AUGGAUGGGCCACAAGAUGUUUUCUCUGGUGAUGGUGGCUGCAUAGGAGACGUAGUUACAGAAAAGUAUAUGGUGGAAUCCAGGGAACCUGCCUCUCAUGUUCAGCUGGCUUGCAGCGAGCCUUACUGUGCUUUCCCUCUCAAUGGACGUGAGCUUUGUGUUUGGAGUGCCAGGAGUCCUGAUGACCAGCUUCUCAUCCUAAGAGGACACCAUCAGUCAAUAACAGCUGUGGCUUUUGGAAAUAAAGUGAGUCCCCAUCUUCUGUGCUCUGCAUCACCUGACAACGUGCUAGUGUGGCACCUGAGCGAAUGCAGAGACAACGCACUCCAGGGGACAGCUCCUCGUGGGAUAGUCCUGGGCACACUCCCGGGAAAGGCUCUUUGCUUACGGUUCAGCCCGGAUGAUCGGACUGUUGCAGCGUGUGUUGGGAAGAGAAUAUUCCUCCUGGACACCCAGGGCCCGUGUGUCCUGGCCGAGCUGCAGGGCCAUCUGGCUCCCGUGACUGCGCUGGCGUUUUGUGCUUGGCAAGCCGACACUGUCAUCUCUGUGUCUGAGGACAGAAGCUUUAAGGUCUGGGACCACCGUGUGGGGACAUUGGUGCACACAUCACCAGUGCUGACAGCAUAUCCUCUCCUCAGCGUCUUUAUUGAUGAAGACACGAAGCAGCUCGUUGCUGGAUGUGCUGAUGGUCAGCUUUGGAUCUUCAGUUUGGUUGAAGCACAUCAUUACCGGUGUGUGGUGCAUAUUGACCUGAGGAGAAAGAUGGAGUGUUUGUCCGCCGCAAAGGUGCCAUCUGGACUGCACAACCCCUCAGAGAGCUGGCUGCCCUCUACAAAUGAGCAGGAAAAAGAAGACAGGGUUGAAGUUGCAUUUCUUAUCCUGCAGCUGGAACACUGUGACCUGUCCCAUAUUCUGAAUCAAGUGUAUGAAUGCAGCCGUCCUUCUGUGAACACCGCUUGUCUGUGGAUCGGAAGCUCGGCCGGGUUAUUCAUCCUCAACUUGGCAAACUUUGAACUGGAAGCUGUUUUGCUUUACAAAGACGUGACGGGCCUCAGUGUUAAAGUGGCCGGCUCGUGUGCUAUAACGAGCAAACCCGCAAGGCAGAAGGUGCUUUGCUUGCUCGCGGCCAUGUUUGGAAAUAAGAUAGCCGUGUUGGAGGUCAACCUUGCCGCAUUUGUGAGGUCUCAGCUGAGCCCUGCUGUGCAGAAGAACCUUUCUGUGUUGGCGAGCAAAGAAUAUUCCCUGGAGGGUUCCCCACCGGCCCGCCUCUGCAAGCAGGCUGCUGUGGCCCCGACACCAACCGCGGUGUACUGCCUGCACUACUCAGAUGAUGGCCGGCGGCUGGCCUGUGGCUUAGCCAACCACCUGCUGCUUGUCUUCGAUGCCAGCCUCACUGGAACCCCAGCUGCUUUUUUAGGUAAAGGCAAACACGUGUUCUCUAAGCCUGUACAAUCUGCCCAGUUUUAUUACAUGGAUGCUUUUAUACUGGCGGCGGCUGGCCUGGAAUUUCAUCUGCUAAAGUAUUGUGUCGACACUUGCAAAGAUGACAUCCGCAGGUAUAAACAGAAGAGCAAGUUCCGAGCGGUGCACAGGCUGUCCAUGGCGGAUGGGGCAGAGAUCACCGGCUUCUCAGCAGUAAAUGAUUUUUACUCCUACAUCGUGCUUGCCGCCGGCCGGAACAGAGCCGUAGAGGUUUUUGAUCUCAAUGCUGGCCGCACUGUGGCCACGAUCCCAGAAGCCCAUUCGCGACUUGUCCACCAGAUUUGUCAAAACAAAGGAUCACCCUUUGCAGCCCAGCAACCCGACGCUUACAACCUUUUCCUCACCGUGGCCGUGGGUGACGGGAUAAAGCUGUGGGACCUUCGGACCCUGAGGUGUGAGCGUCGCUUUGAGGGACAUGCAAACCGCUGCCACCCAUGUGGGGUUGCCCUCAGUGCCUGUGGGCGGUAUGUGGCCUGUGGUGCGGAGGACAGAUACGCCUAUGUGUAUGAAAUGGGGUCCAGUACUUUUUCCCGCAGGCUGGGAGGACACACGGACACGGUGACCCGGGUGGCCUUCAGCCCCUCAGCUCUCCAGGUAUGA
Molecule: messenger RNA, 2082 nt
Organism: Orycteropus afer afer
Lineage: Eukaryota; Metazoa; Chordata; Mammalia; Tubulidentata; Orycteropodidae
Gene: WDR27
Product: WD repeat domain 27
Exons: 19
Coding region: 1-2082 (693 amino acids)
Molecular function (GO): protein binding
Source: RefSeq, a predicted model, not a curated record